AUGCAGAGCUUCCUGAAGCUGCUGAAGGAGAGCAGGGGCACCUGCCCACCCCCGGCGGACCUGGUGGACCUUGCGGGAAAGCUGUGCCGGGACCUCCGGGAUGACCUUGCCCAGGUGGAGCCCUUGGUUGAUGCCGUGCUGGGGAGCCCACUCCGCCUGUACCUACUGGACAGAGAGGAUGUGGUCCUGGUGUGUGUGCUUGUCCUGGCCCGGAAGGAGCAACACCAGGCAGCCUGCAGGGUCCUGGAGGACUGUCGGGUGCCUGGAGGAAGCUUGGAGCUGGUGCAGCUCUGGAAUGACAUACACUACUGUCUGGCCAUGAGGAAGCUGGGUGUGGUCAUGCUGAGCCCCGUGCAGAAGUUCCGCUGUAGGAAGAGGAACCCACCACCGCCCUCCCUCUGUCCCGAGGGCCUGAGGAGUCGGAACUUCCCCAGGGAGGUUCGACAGAAGCUGCAAGACUUUGCCUCAGGCGUGAGCACCAACCCCAACAAGGCGCAGCGGGAGACCUUGUCGUCAGAGACAAGCCUAUCGGAGGAGCAGGUCUACAACUGGUUUGCCAAUUAUCGCCGGAAACGAAGAGCCCUUCUCCAGCACGUAGAACUGGCUGAGGGGAAGGCAGCACAAGGCCCUGAUGCCUGGGGGAGGGGUCUGGAUCCCCCUUGUCCCUCAGGGGACCCCCAUGCAGACCCUUGGUGUAGGGACAGGUCUCAGAGUUCAGGAUGUGAGGAAAUGGGGCCUCCAUGGUCCCCAGAGACCACUAAAGGAUUGUGGGCACCGCUGGUUCCUGCCCUGGGCCUUCCUGGAGACAAGAGGUUCUCAAAGCCACUGGCUCCCAGGUUCCUACAGGGUGGCGAGAUGCACCAGGAAGGUCCUGGCCAAGAUCCUGCUACCUUCACCCCAGUCUGCCCUGGCCCUGGCAUCUCCCCUCUGGCUGCUGUCGGCAGUGUGGUGGACCCAUCCCCAGCUGCCCCAGGGUCGUGGCUGAUGUCACUUGCACUGAUGUCCUCCAGCGAAGCCUCUAUCCAGCCUGGGAAAUCGGUCCACAGCCAGGGUCUGGGCUUCAGGAUGCCCUGUCCAGAUGCUGUCAUGACAGGUGGCCCCCGGGUUCAGGAGGUCACCGUGGUGGUGAACGUGGACAGAGUUGAGCUGACGUGUUGUUUUGUGUCUGAGAUCAGGAGCACCUUCAACCUAGUAGACUCAGGGAAGAAACGGACUGAGUUGUGGAAUUUCUUUCCUACAGGAUUCACUGACAUGCCCAGCGGGACCCCCCAGAGCAAGUAUCUGGAGGAAGGUCCAGGUACUGGUGGUGGACACAUGGAGCUACAGCCCCUGCUGCUGCCGCCGGAAUCCAUCUUUCCCCAAAGCCCCCAAGAACCGGCUCAGGCCACGUCCUCAUUCCCUCACCCUGAGUCCACCGUGGAGCUGAGCCAGCCCCAGACCUCCAGCCAGGAAAGAGAAGCAAGCGGAAGUUGGGGACUUCAUACCACCAAGAAAGUAGUGCCAGAAGAAGAGCGCAUCCUAGUCCGGAAGAAGAUUGAUGAGAAGGCUGACAGUGAAAGACUUCCCCUGAAGCUAACACCCUGA
Loxodonta africana (African savanna elephant) is the source of this 1584-nucleotide messenger RNA. It is a transcript of the gene ANHX, whose product is annotated as anomalous homeobox. The record is from RefSeq and is a predicted model, not a curated record. Gene Ontology annotation, molecular function: DNA-binding transcription factor activity, RNA polymerase II-specific; RNA polymerase II cis-regulatory region sequence-specific DNA binding. Gene Ontology annotation, cellular component: transcription regulator complex; nucleus. NCBI's taxonomy places the organism in Eukaryota, Metazoa, Chordata, Mammalia, Proboscidea, Elephantidae. Bases 1 to 1584 code for a protein of 527 amino acids. Gene Ontology annotation, biological process: skeletal muscle fiber development; regulation of transcription by RNA polymerase II; regulation of skeletal muscle cell proliferation. The transcript has 10 exons.